Molecule: messenger RNA, 645 nt
Organism: Fonsecaea monophora
Lineage: Eukaryota; Fungi; Ascomycota; Eurotiomycetes; Chaetothyriales; Herpotrichiellaceae
Exons: 4
Coding region: 1-645 (214 amino acids)
Biological process (GO): endoplasmic reticulum to Golgi vesicle-mediated transport; intracellular protein transport
Cellular component (GO): endoplasmic reticulum; endoplasmic reticulum membrane
Source: RefSeq, a predicted model, not a curated record
AUGACGCUCUAUUACAGCCUGGUAUUCGUCCUUCUGGUGACGGAGAUGGUCUUGUUUAUAGCCCUUAUCAUCCCGAUGCCAUUCACAGUCAAGCGGAAAAUGUUCAAUUUCAUCUCUGAAAGUCCAAUUGUAGCCAAGAUACAAUAUGGCAUGAAGAUCACCUUCAUCUUCAUUCUCAUUCUAUUCCUCGACAGCGUCAACAGAGUCUACCGCGUUCAGGUGGAGAUGGCAGCUUUGUCAAAGGACACCACUGGUGCAGGACGAGCAGCAGCAAUAGGUUCUGAGCGCAUGGAGGUUCAAGCCCGCAAGUUCUAUUCUCAGCGCAACAUGUACCUGACCGGCUUCACACUUUUCCUCUCCCUCAUUCUCAACCGCACCUACGGCAUGAUCCUUGAUGUCCUUCGUCUCGAAGAGAAGGUCAAGAUGUACGAGGGGGAUAAGCGUGCCGGCGGCAAAGAAGGGGAGAAACUCAGCGGAGAAUAUCGAGCCGACCAGAUUGGCGAACUCAAGAAACAGCUUCAAAAGAAGGACAAAGAGCUGGAGGCGAUGAAGAGUCAAGCGCAAGGUCUACAAAAGGAAUACGACGAGUUGAGCGUCAAAUACAACCAACUGAACCCGAGCGGUGGCGACAAGAAGAGCAACUGA